UGCUUAUUUUUGACCUUCCCCCUCUGGAGUACACCGUUGACAUUGGAGUAAGCCUUAUGGAUUCAUCUUUUUUGGAGCCAAUUAAAGAGUAUUUAAAAAACCUUACUCUUCUAGUUUCAACAAAUAUUUCAAAUGUAGAAAUGACAGUUUCGAAUAUCAACAUUACAACAGUCUGUCUGCCCAGUGGUGAGAACAAUAGCUGCUGUUCUUGUGAAAAUGGAUAUGCCUGGCCAAGCGCGGUGUGCAGUGACUUGAUAACCUGCCCUUCCAUCAGCUUAGCACCUGACCUGCCCUGUGGCUACAUGAAGGAAAUGCCUUUCUACGGGCCUUACUGCGAGCCUCAGACCGAAGACUCAUGUGGUAUGGGAGACCCCAUUGUAAUGAAUAUGUCAGUCAAACUUGACACAGACUUUUGGGAUGAUCUCAGGGAUCCUUCUUCUGAACUAUACAAAAAAUACAAAGCUGACCUUGAAAAAGCGUUUAAUGCUAGCUACAGAUGUUUACCAGGCUUUGUAUCGGCAACAGUAACUGGUUUCAGGCCUGGAAGUGUUUUUGUCAACUACGAAGUAAAAGCAGGAGCAGCAAGCUUCGAUCAGAUAGCAAAUGCCAACAAAAUUGUACCACAAUAUCUAGAUGCAUGGUACCAGCUAAACCAAGCUACCUUCAUAACAGAGAUGACUAAUCAGACAAGCUUCACUGUGAAUCCUGUAGACAUUUUUGAAGGGGAUACAGUAAAACUGAUUUGUGAGAUAAAUUCAACAUCUGAGAAUGUGACCUGGUAUCACUUCGAUCAGAUCAUCUCAACCAGCUUCCGGUAUUCGAUGAAGAAAUAUGUUUCAAGGAGAACCUCAAGGUCAAUUCUUAAAAUUGUCAACAUUACAAUGAAGGAUUCUGGUUCCUAUAGGUGCACUUUCACAAACAGCAAUCGGUUUUACACACUGAUAUACAAGGCCACAAAAAUAAUAGCAGUCUCUCUGCUAAACAUCACUGCAAACUUAAACGACAUCAGUGUUACAUGCAACAGUCCUGAAAUGCAGACAAACAGUCCUCUGCUGUCCUGUUGUAUUGAUGGACACUUACCAUCACUUAUUCCAGACUGGAAAGUAAAUGGAGCAAUCAAUAUUACAGGAGUCUCUAGUUUCAGUGAAAACUGCACUGAAUACAGGCUCAACGUUGAUGAAUCACUAUGCCCACCGGAGAAGUCAGGUACAGUGACAAUAUAUACAUGUGAGCUGCAGACUGGACACGGUGCCAAGUAUAGUCGGAACAUCACAGUGACGUACCUCCGGAUAGCCCAUGUAACAAUAUCUUCAAGCAUAAACUCAUCAGUUUCCGAGGGAUAUGCAUUCAAUCUAACGUGUGAAAGUGAUGUGAGCAAUUAUGACAGUAUCAGUUGGAAAAUCCAGUCUGGAAACAACACAAAAACAGUAGACUGUGAUACAUGCAUCAAAAAUAGCAAAUUUCCAGCCACAUCUAUGCUCACAGUGCAGACUGCCACACAAGACUGGAACGGCACCUACAUCUGCACAUUCUCCCAGAAGUACUUGGAGAGUUCUGCCAAUGUGACAAUCGAGGUUAUUUCCUUGCCUCUAAAGCAGAACAUCCUGAUAGACCCCAUUGCAGCUUCUAUACAGUGCAAAGUGCAACAAGCCCUCCAGUGCUGCAUAAGUGCUAACACCGUGGAAGAUUACAGUGUCACAUUUAUGGUUCAACAAAAUGAAUUUCAAGUUGGGAAAAAGAAAAAAGGAAAUUUAUUUUGCUACAUGUACAAUUACACAGAAACAGAAUGCAGCAAAGAGAAAGAGCUCACAGCAUACUGCAAGUUUAUUAACCGCAUUGGACAGGAAGUCAACAGUGAAAGUAUACGACUGCACCUGAUACCUGAUAAGGAAGUUUCCUGCUCAGAUAGCUUUGGCAUUGGAAUUGAAGGGGCCACAUUAAUAAAGCCAUGCUGUGAUUUAAAUAAUCCAGACGGUUUUACCCAAGGCAAUCAAAUUUACAAGUGCUCCAACAAAUCAUGGAAGCUUGAAAGGAAUGACUGCCUAUCUGUACCAAUAAACAACCUGCUGACUAGAGCCGAG
Molecule: messenger RNA, 2081 nt
Organism: Cariama cristata (Red-legged seriema)
Lineage: Eukaryota; Metazoa; Chordata; Aves; Cariamiformes; Cariamidae
Product: probable G-protein coupled receptor 116
Exons: 12
Biological process (GO): G protein-coupled receptor signaling pathway
Cellular component (GO): membrane
Molecular function (GO): G protein-coupled receptor activity
Source: RefSeq, a predicted model, not a curated record